This is a messenger RNA of Daktulosphaira vitifoliae (grape phylloxera), 813 nucleotides long. RefSeq lists its product as uncharacterized. NCBI's taxonomy places the organism in Eukaryota, Metazoa, Arthropoda, Insecta, Hemiptera, Phylloxeridae. The transcript has 4 exons. The record is from RefSeq and is a predicted model, not a curated record. The coding region runs from base 379 to 711 and encodes 110 amino acids.
AUGAUAUUUUAAUGUCUGAAUAGUUUGUACAAACAUUUUACUGUACAUAAUAAUAUUUUGCACAUGUAUGGAACAUUUGAUGAAAAUACAGAAUAUUACAAUUUGUUACUUGUUAUGUAUGUAAUUGGUGGCGGCUCGUGGCUUGGACGACGGGACGAUCGCAACCCCUACUAAAAUUAAUUAAUAAAAGAAAAUUAAUUGUACAUUCCAAUUCUACAUUUUUAUUAAAAAUGCAAAUUUUUAUAUACUAAAAUAGUUGUAAUAAAUUUGUCAUGUGCGAACAUUUAAGUUGUUUCCCUCAGUAUAUGCGGGUGGCAUACACACACGAGCAGUGUUUGAACGACCGACAGCGUCGUCCAUACGGUAAAAUAUUGGUAUAUGAUUUAUUUGGGUAUUUUAUUUUUAGAAUUAUCUACGUGUACGAUCGUCGUUAUCGCUGAAUCAAAUGAAAAUGAAUUUCAAUUUCCUCAUCUUAUUGAGACAAGUAUGACUGAAACAGAUUUAAAUGAAUUUAAAUAUCCUCGACCAAUUGAGUCAAGAUCUUCGGGUUUUUUUUGUAAUGGUUGUAUGAAUUGUUGGAUGAUUUGUGAGGAAAAUAAUCGAAUUUUAUUAAAUUGUGGACAUCAUGUUUGCAAAAAAUGUGAUCAAAUUUAUCAUGGAAAAUACUCUAAUUGCACUUUUUGUUCAAGUGUAAAGUUUCACGAAAAAUAGUAUUAGUUAUAACAUUUUAAUCAAAAACGAAAUAUCUAGUACUAAACUUUGAUAUCGUUAUAAUAGACUUUAUGAAAUAAUAAAGCUUAUUAACAUUUUUGA